AUGUUGUCUUAUUAUGAACAAUAUGAAGAACAAAUAUUUCAUUAUCAAAUGGAUUUUGUUCAUCAUCAAAACUCUUUUUAUAAUUAUAAUAAGAAAAAAAAAGAGGCUUUUAUAUCAUCUUUAUCCAAUUCAUCAUCAUCAUCAUCACUUUUAACAUCAGCAACAAAUAAAUUAAUAUCGAUAAAGACUACUGAUUCAAAUGAUAAUAAUUCUUCAUUGAUUAGUCAUACUAUGCCUUUAACAGUAAAAAAACGUUGUACUACACCUCCAUCUCAUCAAUCAUACGAGGAUUCUGAAUCUCGUCUAUUACCUGAGAUUUGUUCGACUAUAUUACCGACUUCAAAUUUACCUACCAAUAAUUCUUGUGUGACUACUACUUUCAAUGACUCCAACAAUUCUGUUAUUAAAUCAACCAAUUUUACAGGUUCAAUACCAAUAUCGCGCGCUGAAAUACGUCAUAAAAGUGAAAUUGAAAUUGAAGUUAAACACGAAAAACAACAACAACAACAACAACAGCAACCAAUAAAUAAUACCAUUAGAAAUCAUAUUACUCAAAUAGUGCCUCCAGCUCAUCCAACAGUGAUACGUCCAAUCGGUCUAACAAAUAAACAACCACCAGUACCCCUAAAAAUAAAAUCUGAUGAAAACUCUAUACCAUUACAAUAUCCAAUACCUAAACGUCGGAUAUUGACAAAUUCAAUACAAACUCAAACAGUACCCGUAUUAUCGAACCAAACAGAUAAUCAAAUUCAACAACAUAAACUUAAAACAUUAUCUGAUGAAACUCGAUCAAAAAGUGAAAAGAUUCAAGCACUUCUACGUGGACUCACAGAUUAUCAGGUAACGACCAAGCAACAGGAACAACAAUUGACGAACGGCAAGAAAGAACGCGAUCAAUUGUACUUUAUUGUCGAUGAGCGUACGAACGAAUUACGUAAUCUAAAGCAAAAGAAUGAACAAUUGGAGCAAAUGAUAAGAAAUGAACAAGAACAUAGUAAAGACGAAAAGAAACUUUUCUCCCUAUUACAAGAAUCUCAGCAAGAUCGAGACGAAGCACUCAAGCAACAGCGACAAACUUAUGAACGUUUACAAAAGUUAGAAGAACAAAUAAAAACGUCGGAAAGUGAUGCAACAAAAAUGCGCGAUCAAAUGUUAUGUUCAAAAAUGAAAUUAGAUAAAAAAACUGAUGAAAAUCUAAAUUUAACAAAUAAAUUAGCAGAAAUGAAUAAGUACUGCGAUCGCCUUGAGCAAGAAAAUCAAAAAUUAAAAUUACAAAUCGAAAACGAACAACGAAAGAUUGAAGAGUGUACAAAAUUAAAAACAUCCGUUGAUAUUGAAUUACAAAAUUCACUUGAUAAAAUACGUGCUGAACGAUAUGAACAUGAAACAAAAGUAAACACAUUAGAUGAUACAUUAAAAUAUGCUCAAAAACAACAUCAAAUAUUACAACAAAAUCAAUCGGCUAUUGAAGAUAAACAUAGAAAAGAAAUUCAGGAAUUAAAAGAACAUAUUCGUCAAUUAGAAAUAAAAAUUGAAGAAGUUAUUCAAGAUAAAGAAUUAGUUUCAAUACGUUGCGGAGAAUUAAUUGAAGAAAAUCGUAAACUAGAAAAAACAUUAAACGACAGAGAAGAUGAUUAUGAAGAAAAAAUUAAAGCUUAUCGAGAGAAAAAUUCAUUUCUAUCAAUACAAAUUGAAGAUUUAGAAAAAAAAAUAGUCGAAACAAAAAAGCAACUUGAAUUAAUAACAAUUGAAAAAGAUGAAACUUUAGCUGAUAUGUUAGUUGCUGUACGUGUAGCCAGUGAAAUGAGACAUGAUGCAGAAGAUCGUUUUAAUAAAGUUAAUGAUGAUCUCAAACGCGUGACAGAACAUAUUGAACAAGAACGAGCACUCCAUAAAGAAGUUCAACGCAGACAGAUGCAAUUACCACCAGCCGGUCGCAAUUCGAAUGAAUUUUGUGACGUUGGUCAUGUAAGAAUAAAAGAAAUGAUUCAAACAUUAGAAGCUAAUGCUCGAAAAAAUUCAAUCAAUACAUUAAAUUCUCACAUCGAUACUACAGUUCGUCAACGUCCCGUAUCUCAACCUUGUACACGCACAGAAACGAAUGCUAUAUUAACAAAUAAUCAUCAUCGACAAUUCGGUACAAUAACUGAUGAUGCAAAAAUUUUAUCUUCAACAAAAAAUAAUUCUUCAACAUUCAACAACAGUAACCGAUCUGAUAUAUCAAUGCGAUCAAUAACAAACGAACAAUACGACGAAAUGAAAUCGAUUGUUGAAGCCGUUUUUGCUCGAAUGCCUGGAAGUGUUUGCAAACGUGACGCUUUGUUAAAAUGGUGUGUAGAGAGAUUAGCAAACUAUGGAAUAUCAAUAACAAAUUUUUCAAAUUCAUGGGUAGAUGGUAUUGCAUUUUGUUCAUUAUUACAUUCAUAUUUGCCGGAUCAUAUUGAUCUUGAUAUGAUUAGGAAAGAAUCAAAAAAAAGACGUUUUGAAAUAGCUUUCAAUAUCGCUAGUAGUAUUGGUAUUUUAUCUAUAUUGGAUGUCGAUGAAAUGUGCUCAUCAGAAUGGCCUGAUUGGGAACGUGUCAUGUAUUAUGUUGCAUUAAUAUUUCGUCAUUUCGAAUGUUCAACACUAAAUCAAACUAUUUCCCCGAUCUUACCAAUUCCACAAGCAUCGUCAUCACCAAUGUCACCAACAUGCUCAAGUUCAUCAUCGCCCAUAUGUACAUCGCUAAGAUCAGGAAAUUCCAUUCCAACUAUACUUUGUUCACCAUUGCAAACUGUAUAA
This is a messenger RNA of Rotaria socialis, 2781 nucleotides long. The record is from the annotation of a GenBank genome assembly. NCBI's taxonomy places the organism in Eukaryota, Metazoa, Rotifera, Eurotatoria, Philodinida, Philodinidae.